AUCUGCCUUUACUACUCCAUAUAAUAACUUCGUCCUCUCCCCCUUCUUUUGUACUUCCUGUUAGUAACGCCCCUGUACCCCCAUCAAAAAAUUCACCAAAAAAGCCACAAAAAGCACUCCUUUAUUCUCGUUCAUUGAUCUGAAUCCAGCACAAAACUGCAGUUACAAUGGGGAAAGGAGGAGUGUUGAGCGAAGGAGUUUUGAAGAAGAUCGUGCUGUCAUAUACUUACGUAGCUAUAUGGAUCUUCCUUUCGUUUACGGUGAUUGUCUACAACAAGUAUAUUCUGGAUCGGAAGAUGUACAAUUGGCCAUACCCGAUUUCUCUAACCAUGAUUCAUAUGAGUUUUUGUUCGUCCUUGGCUUAUCUUCUUGUUCGGGUGUUUAAGGUUGUUGAGCCUGUGACUAUGUCUUGGGAUUUGUAUAUGAAAUCCGUGGUGCCCAUCGGGCUGCUUUAUUCUCUGUCGCUUUGGCUUUCGAAUUCGGCUUAUAUUUAUCUCUCCGUGUCAUUUAUUCAAAUGCUUAAGGCACUUAUGCCGGUGGCGGUUUAUUCGAUUGGUGUGAUUUUCAAGAAAGAGACUUUCAGAUCGGACACGAUGACGAAUAUGAUUUCGAUCUCAAUCGGGGUUGGCGUGGCUGCUUAUGGAGAGGCUAAAUUUGACACAUGGGGAGUGAUUCUUCAAUUGGGUGCUUUGGCUUUUGAGGCUACAAGGCUUGUUUUGAUCCAGAUCUUGCUAACUUCAAAGGGAAUUACUCUUAAUCCUAUUACAUCUCUCUAUUAUGUUGCUCCCUGCUGCUUGGUUUUUUUGUUUUUCCCUUGGAUUUUCGUUGAGUUUCCUCUCUUGAAGGAGACCUCCAGCUUCCAUUUUGAUUUUCUGAUUUUUGGGACCAAUUCUUUCUGCGCAUUUGCGCUGAAUCUCGCGGUUUUCUUGCUCGUUGGAAAGACCUCUGCGUUGACUAUGAAUGUUGCUGGUGUGGUUAAAGAUUGGCUCUUGAUCGCAUUUUCCUGGUCUGUGAUUAAGGACACUGUUACUCCAAUCAAUCUGUUCGGGUAUGCAUUGGCUUUCUUGGGGGUGGUAUAUUAUAAUCACUCGAAGUUGCAGGCGCUCAAGGCCAAGGAUGAGCAAAACAAAGCUCAGCAGGCUGACGAGGAAUCUGGAAAAUUGUUGGCAGAAAAAGAAGAGAAUAAUGGCACAAGUAAAAAUGAUUCACAGAAUUGAUUUCUUAAUCUGCUAUAUGAUGCUGUCUUGACAGGAUUAGAUGGCUGAGCUAAAGAUGAAAAUGAAGAUUAGAUUAUAGAUUUCAAGGAUCGAUGAAUGGAUUAGGUUCUGUUUCGGUAUGUGAUCUUAGGAAUUUCUUCGGUAUCGUAGCUAUUUCUCUUGCUAAUUUAUGGUUCAUUAAGUUUAUUAGUCCUCAUCACUUUGUAUUACAUACUGGGAUUUUAUGGUUUCUCAUAUUGCCGAAAUAUGUAUGUGAGUUGAGAAUGGCUUGAGGCUCAUUGUCUUGAACUCUUUUCUAAUAUAAUUUUAUUUAUUUUCCAACAUUUGUUCA
Molecule: messenger RNA, 1548 nt
Organism: Olea europaea var. sylvestris
Lineage: Eukaryota; Viridiplantae; Streptophyta; Magnoliopsida; Lamiales; Oleaceae
Product: probable sugar phosphate/phosphate translocator At4g32390
Exons: 1
Coding region: 168-1217 (349 amino acids)
Cellular component (GO): endosome; Golgi apparatus; trans-Golgi network
Molecular function (GO): antiporter activity
Source: RefSeq, a predicted model, not a curated record